CAGCAGCAUUCUUCUUCAUUUCCUCCUCCUCCUGUUACUCCUCCUCCUCCUCCUCCUCCUCCUCCUCCUGUUACUCAGAGACAGUAAAGACGGCAAAUAAAUUGGUAGGAUUCAUUGGAAGAACCUUUGAAUUUAAAUCAGAAAAUGUUAUACUUGCCUUAUAUAACUCACUGGUGCGCCCUCAUCUAGAAUACUGUGUACAGUUCUGGUCACCAUACUACAAAAGAGACAUUGAAAAACUAGAAAAGAUACAGCGCAGAGUCACAAAGAUGAUUCCAAGAUUGCGCAAUAAGCCGUAUGAGGAACGACUGGAAGAACUAAAUCUAUUUAGUUUAACAAAGCGCAGGAUAAGAGGAGACCUAACUGAAGUGUUCAAAAUUUUCAAAGGAUAUAGUAACAUUGAUGCACAUAAAUAUUUUACCAUUGAUCAUUCUAACCUAACAAGAAAUAAUGGAUUCAAGAUUAUAUCCAAACGUUUUAAAUCCCACGAGGCCAAACAUUUUUUUUCUUUAAUCGUAUAGUAAAUAUAUGGAAUAAACUUCCUGCCGAAAUUGUGAGCAGCAAUACUAUUGAAUCAUUCAAAAAUAAAAUAGACAAAUAUUUAAAAUCAAAUCCCCAACAAGCCCUCUUCUUGUCCGAAUAAUUACUAAAUUCACUAAUAAACUCUUAUUUUACAGACACCAGUUUUAAUAUAAAUUGUAUUAACCUUUAGAUAGGCGUAUAGAGUUCACCGUAGGGUGAAUAGUAGAACUUCCUUUCAUCCUUUCCUAUGAAAAUUUCCAUGGCAGUUUUUCCGUACUGCAUGGUACUUGUCCCAACUAUUUCCAUGCCAGCGCAAGCUGGAGGGAGUGGUGGGUGGGGAGGAGCCUUCUGCUGUGCUGUCCUGUCUCUCUUCCCUGUAGCUAGUUAGGAGUAGUUACCAAACAGCCUUGCAAGGACUAAAAGGUCUGUUGCUGUUUGGCUUUCCUUUGUAUUCCUUUGUAUUCUCCUCUUCCUCCUCCUCCUCUUACUCCUCCUUUUCCUCCUCCUCCUCCUCCUGUUACUCCUCCUCCUCCUCAUUUUCCUCCUCACCAAUAAUUAAUAAAAUAAAGAUGAGUACAAGUAAUACCAUAAUUGAACACAAUAUUUCAUGACAUGGGAAGCCAAACAAUAAAUAAAUAAGUAAACAAAACUGACAAAAUGGCCGCCGUUCAAAUGAAACACCACCACCACCACCAACAACAACAACAACAACAACAACGACGACAACAACAACAACAACAACAACAACAACAAAGCUAACAAAAGAUAAAUAACAGGAUGAAAUCACCACGGAUAUAUUUAUAUUUAUUCAUUUAUUUAUUUUGUUUAUUUAUUGUAGAGAAGGUUACAAAAAAAUAAUAAUUACAAGAAGAAUGAAGAAAGAGAGAAAGAAGAAGAAGAAUAAGUAAAGCAGACUGUUUGAUAAGGAGAGAGUAAGGAAAGAAGCGAUUGGUGAUGAGUGGCAGGAAUGUAAACCUUUGAACCUUGUGUCAAGUCUCGUUAACCUAACAAGACAAGUCAGGUGAGGUGCAACAAGCCAGUAGGCCUACACGUGGCAGUCCCUGUGUGAAAUAUACCUGCCUAUUUCCAGCUGUCCUCCCCAUCCAUCACCCCGUCUAAUCUUCUCUCAAAGCUCCCUAAGACUCGCCACUAACAGCCUGCUGAUUGCUGAGUCCGUUCCACUCAUCUGCCACUCUGUUUGAGAACCAAUUUCUUCAAGCAUGAACCCGUUAUUUCUUGUUCUGUCCUGGUUACUCAUCCUGAGAAUUUUGCUUACGUCUCCCUUGUUGUUACCCUUAUACCACUUAAAGACUUCCAUCAGGUCCCCUCUUAACCUACGUCUCUCUAAACAAUGUAAAUUUAACGGCUUCAGUCUCGCCUCGUAAUUGAGUGAUCCGCGCCAAGGGUAAAGUCACUGUACGGUGAUAUUCCAAGCUGGGCAGUGAUCUGAACCUCCAGUGCUCCCUCCAGGUUCAGAUUUCUCCCUUUAGGUUCUCUUUUCCCGCUAUAAACAAAACAAGAUAUCCGAAGUUGACUGCCUCACUGUAUGAAAAAGUCGUAUACGACAACGCAUUCUGUUUUCAUGCAGACGUGAGAAUUGACCUUGUAUGAUACGAAACGCCUUUGUUGACUGCAAGUUUAUUGAGAUCUCCAUGACAGAGAGUCCGCUGGGAUUAAAUGAUGAAAUAAUUUGAUUCUCUUGAGUGAUGUGAACCUGAGUUUAAAUUUAUACCCCGACAUUGUCACGACACUUCCCUUUGUAAGUUGACGUAACUCUUCAUUUUGAAAUCAGUGUAGGUCCUGCAGCGUUCCUGGAUCCGUGCAGCAGCAGGUCCAGGCCACUCCCUUCAAGUGCCUCACCAGAGCGGUAUGAGCCUGGCUGGAAGUCACUCCCCCUCACCUGCCUCUCUUCAUCCCCUCCACCUUCAGAACAUUCCCUCAUUUUUUUCUUACAAAGAAAGUCACAAAACAAUAACUGCUAAGUUGAUUGCCUUCAUUACAUGAAAAGGUUUGAUACCAUUGUUUUAUCCUCAUUUGAUAAGGCAUUGUUUUAUCCUCAUGCGCAUGUUAGGAAAAGUGACAGGUUAUAAGCACCAGAACAUAACUUCUCUGCUGAUUAUGAGCUGAAGAGAGAGACUCUCCAUGAAGGGAAGUCCUCUGGGAUUUAAAAGAUUGACUGGGAUGCAGUUUGACUAUUUUAUUGCAAAGACAAAAGCAUCUGACAGAUCACAUGUCAUUGCUCCUCAUACAAACACAUCGCAAAUUCCUGUUGUUCAGAAUCCUUUGAGACACACACACACACACACACACUAAGAACACAAAUAAGAUGUUCCUGGCGGUUAGUUGGCAGCAGUGCUACCUAACUGGGGAGCCACACACAGUGAGUCAUAUGACAGCCAGCUUCUUGCACCCUCUUGUCCUCCUCCGUAUGGAUCACAAUGGGCGUGUUGAGCAGGCAAGCUGCACCACCAAUCUCUGCAUCCGCUGCCCACACAGCAUGAGCGUUGAUACGGUUGUUGCUCACGUGUCCUUCCUUCCCUGUCCUUCUGCCCUAUAUUAUUUUCCAAGUGAGACUUGUGUUGCUGAUUCAAGGUCAGCAACACACUGCAGCUGCUCCUGAAGGGAGGAUGCAUCCAAGUCACAAUCAGAUGCUUCACUGAGGCGUCUACACACCGAAUAGCCUGGCUGGCUGGACUUCAACAGGUAGCAGCACGGCAGGGCGACCAUGCAUCAAAUUAAAUGCACAAAACCCUCUUCAUUUCUUCUUGCUUGUGAUUAAAGCAAACACCACACCAGGCAGAUCCCCCGGCCAUCGAGCCUUCACCCCCACUCACACCUCCGGCAGGGAUGCCUGGACUGUCCGGCUGCUUCGCUCAGCUGAACCGUUGGCUUGGGAUGCCAUCCACUGGUGAUCCGCUGCUGCUCCACACCCAGACCACGCAGCUGCCUCGACACAUUGUUCACAACUGUCGACCCUGCUCAGUGAUCUGGACAGCUGCUGGCACGCCAUGGCGACAUACGGUCUCACAGAUGAAGACAGCUACACUUCUGGCAGUCUUGUCCUUCAGCGGUUGUGCUUCAGUCCGUUUGGUGAAGUAGUCCUCCAUGAUCGCCACGCAGACACAGCCCUCCUAUGAUGGCGUCAAGCGUGGACACGUCUUUGCCAACUUAUUUCCAUGGUUUUGUGGGGGGGAGGGGUGGGUGCAGAGUGCAGGGCCGGUGACGUCUUCUGGAACCAACACCAGCCUUGUGGUAGCGAUCACGUGCUGCUGGCUACUUCUUCACAUCAGCUGUAACACCAGGCCACCAAAAUCUGUGCUGUAAUCUACUCACAUAACUAAAAUGCACUCAGUUAUACUGACUAAAGAUGCUGUGAAUGAUUGAAUCACUGAAUGUGCAGUGCCCGCGCGCACGCGCAGUGCUCGUGAGCCUCCGCCACGGGUGUGGAGAGGCGACUGUGACCGCGGUGGGCCGGUGGAAGCCCCUGUAAUCAAAGGGUGCUUGACGGGCCGUCAUUCUGUUCCCGCUACCCGUCAUUACCUCACAAAUACUCAGUCGACCUCACCGCAAUAGAAAGUGAGGCUUCAGUUCAUUAGGUAAUCGUGCAGGAGGAGAAGGUUUUGAAGGCCCGCCGCACCGUCACGGCGCAGUCAGUUCGCACACGCCAGGCUCAGUGUGCCGCGGCAAGCUGCAGCGCCCGCCUGUUGGUGUGGACGGUGCGGCGGUGUGUGAAGUGUGAACCUCUGGUGUUGUGUUACACGUGUCCCCACGUGUAACACAACACGGUGCGUGACACGGGAGUGGCGUGUGGUGGUGACCGGCGCGGCGGUGAGGGAUGGACGUGGUGGUGCAGGGCGGUGAAGUGCUGCAGCAGUUCUGUGGCGGCGGUGAGGCAGCGGGCAGGGCGGCGUGGGGACGUGACGUGACGUGACGCAGGCGGCACGUGAAGGUGCUGCUGAGGAGUGUAUGGUGGUGGUGGUGGAGGUGCUGGUGAUGGGUGUGUCGCCUGUGGUGGUGGCGGUGGUGAUGGUGGGUGUGUUGGCUGUGAUGGUGGUGGUGGUGGUCGUGGCCGCGGCUCGUGCGUCACGCCAGGCAAGCCGUGAGCCCUGCCCGCCAUCUUGCAGCUGGGCCUUGGCCUGGCCCGCGGCGGCGCUCGCUCUCCAAGACGAGGCAACACAGGACCACUCCUGCCCGGCAACCUGCCACGCCUUCUGCAGGGGCAAGGCUGCGGGUGCUCUCCCCCAGGGCAGUGUUUGAUGGCGCCCCUGGGAUUAUGAGUGAGGCAGUGACAUCCCCCCUGCCCCCGCCCGCUCCCUCUCCCCCAAGACCCUUGAGGCCAGGUCGUUCGAAACAGUUGGGCAAAAUAGUAAUGUCAGAAGUAAGAGUAAGCUGUGAAGGAAGAACAUCUGUCAUAAAGUGUUACUGGAGGCACGAAAAUGUCAAAGAAGUGCAAAGACAAUUCAGAAGACACUUUGACAGGGAUCCACCAAGGUGGUCCGAUGUGCCUCUGGAUGUGCUUCUCGGAGUCACGGUGGACGACCAGCUGACCUGGAAGCAGCAUGUCGCCAGCACCGUAAGAUCCGCUACCUACAAGCUGUACAUGAUGCGCAGCCUCAGGUCGCUGGGGACACUGACAGACGAGUUAAGGGGAGUGUGCCUCACCUUCAUCCUCCCCAAACUCAUGUACGCCUCCCCAGCGUGGUCCUCCUCCCUCACACACACUCAACAGCUCCAGCUGGAGAGAGUGCAGAAGAGGGCGUGCAGGGUCAUCUUUGUCCCUGCCUACACCACCUGUGAUGAAGCCCUGACCACCCUGAGUCUGUUCAGACGUCCAGACUAUCCACCAGGCACCGAGAGGCUCUGGAGAAGUUUGGAAGGGGACUUUUGCAUCAUCCACGCCUCAGACACAUGCUUCUGCCUGACGCACCUCGCCUGGUCCGUGCCACCAGACACCACAACAAGAUAACGCCCCUAAAGGCGCCGCGCACGGACCGGUACAGACUCAGCGCGAUUCCCACCAUGGUGCGAGCCAUCAAUCAACAGUAUUUCGCUUCUAUAUUAGGUUUAGCUUCAUGUUUAAUGUUAAGUAUUUUCCCACCCCCUCUGUACAUUUUCAGUCUGUAAACUGCCUUAUUAAUAAACCAUUUAUUAUUAUUAUCAUUAUUAUUAUUAUUAUUAUUAUUAUUAUUAUUAUUAUUAUUAUUAUUAUUAUUAUUAUUAUUAUUAUUAUUUUUAUUAUUAUUAUUAUUAUUAUUUUUAUUAUUAUUAUUGUGUUUAGUGUUUGUGGUAUAUAGUCUUGCCUCGUUAGUGCCUCAUUUUCUACUUUCUGAGUGUGUGCAAUAGAAAACACAGUGAAAACAAUUACCAGGAAAGAAAAGAGUAAGUGUACUCACCUCAAGAGUGCAGGUGUGUAGACUCUGGGAGACGGGAGGAAGCAAGGCGUGAGGCGGGAGGUGCCUGUGGGGAGAGACACACUGUGCUUCAUGCUCUUACAUUUAUACUCCACAAGCACAAGUCUGUACCUGUGUACAUCUAUCUAUCUGUAUCUGUCUGUAUAAACAGAGAGACAGACAGACAGAGAGAGAGGGAGAGAGGGAGAGAGAGAGAGAGAGAGAGAGAGAGAGAGAGAGAGAGAGAGAGAGAGAGAGAGAGAGAGAGAGAGAGAGAGUCAUCCAAAAAUAUACUCACUGUUUGACUAGCUAUAAUUCACUGAUUUUUUUUUU
Scylla paramamosain (green mud crab) is the source of this 6245-nucleotide messenger RNA. RefSeq lists its product as uncharacterized. The record is from RefSeq and is a predicted model, not a curated record. Bases 4796 to 5488 code for a protein of 230 amino acids. The transcript is spliced from 4 exons. Lineage: Eukaryota; Metazoa; Arthropoda; Malacostraca; Decapoda; Portunidae.